Molecule: messenger RNA, 3136 nt
Organism: Hemibagrus wyckioides
Lineage: Eukaryota; Metazoa; Chordata; Actinopteri; Siluriformes; Bagridae
Gene: fgf22
Product: fibroblast growth factor 22
Exons: 3
Coding region: 622-1281 (219 amino acids)
Biological process (GO): fibroblast growth factor receptor signaling pathway; positive regulation of protein phosphorylation; animal organ morphogenesis
Cellular component (GO): cytoplasm
Molecular function (GO): growth factor activity; fibroblast growth factor receptor binding
Source: RefSeq, a predicted model, not a curated record
AGCAGGGCAAACAGAAAGAGCGUGGACACCCAGCUACGGCUAUACAGCCUCUCUCAGUCACACAGACGUGCUCUCACUGCUUGUUCUCUCUCUCUCUCUCUCUCCUGCUCCACUCUCACUCCCUCUCUUUGACACACACACACACUCACACACACACACACACACACACACGCACACACACAAGUAGACACACAAUUUGCUCAACUCAUUCACAGACACGGGUCAGGCGGCCUCACGUUUCACCUUGCUCUGCCCCUGGUUGAAAGAAGAGGGAGCCUCUGCAAGGUGCAGCCAUAGUGCCGCAGUGGUUUCACAGCCGGGUAACGUUAAGUCAAGAGACCUGAGCGCUCCAGGGAAACUUGAGAAGAGCUAGAACCUUCUUAGGAGAUGGAAUUACAAAGCGCUACAUCACCUCUGCAGUGAAGGAGCAGGACAACCAGACACACAGACUCAAGACCAUCAAAUUGUGACUCACAUCAGUUCGGUUUGCCAUGCUCUUCCUGAAUGGUUCCUGGUGAAAGCAGCUGCUGCUCACAGAGACUGUACGCAGUGGGGUGGCGAAUGGGGAGCACCAUCAUGCCAGCUAUUUGUGCAAGGUGCACCUUGGGAGUGUGACCCACCAUGUGCAAAUGGACGGCGGCCGUUGCUGCUCACUGCGCCGACCUCACCUCUAUCGGCCCAGCCCAUAUCGGGCUACCUCUUCUGCCCGGUGCUCUCCCUGUGCGCCUUGCAUGCCUCUCCUUUCUCCUCUUUCUGGCCAGUGCAGCUCUUGCAGGAUGCCCGGCCGGAUUGGGUCAUGACCCACUGCACGUGCUGGCGCGAGGCACAAACUGCUCAUGGACUCUGGAACGCCACACACGCAGUUACAACCACCUGGAGGGUGACGUUCGGCUACGCCGCCUGUAUUCCGCCAACAAGUUCUUCCUCUGCAUCGACAAGACCGGCAAGGUGGACGGCACACGGCGCAAAAACUAUCCAGACAGUCUGAUGGAAAUCCGAUCUGUUAGUGUGGGAGUUGUCGCCAUCAAAUCUGUCAGCACCGGCCUGUACUUAGCUAUGUCCAAAAAAGGCACACUCUUUGGAUCGGUAAGAUAUAACCCAAGCUGUAAGUUUAAGGAGCGUAUUGAGGAGAACGGCUACAACACAUACGCAUCUCUGCGCUGGAAACACGGCGGGAGACAGAUGUUUGUGUCGCUGAAUGGUCGAGGGAAGCCGCGGAGGGGCCAUAAAGCUCGCCGGAGACACCCUUCCACUCACUUCCUCCCAAUGCUCCCGACAUAGCUGCAGUCUCUAAUUAGCCUUUUUUUAUUAUUAUUAAUGUCAUACGCAUAUAUAGCUGUAUAUGUAUGUUUGCAGAGGAUUCUUUCUACAUCAUUUUUUUUGCAUUGUCACAUAGUAUAUUAACUUAUUCCUCCAUCCCUGUUAGCUUAAAGCCUAAUAAAGCUUUUGUAAGGUGUUUAAUAUUAUGCAUACACAAUUACCUGCCAUAUUUAUGUUUCUGCUGGAGAAACUAAGCAUUUACAACAUCUCUAAGCAGCUGCUGUAAAAUACAUUAUCACAUUUACAUAAACAGCAAUAGACUAGUAGAUAAGAUUUCAGAAACAAAACUUCCCCAGUCACAUAUAAUGGAAAUAUAAUGGAAAGCUAUUUGUGUUAUAACAAUUGUGUCUUCAGUUUUGAGAAAAACAUUUUUCAAGCUUUUUGUGUUUGUUCAGAUGUGUAUUUUUAUGCCAGGUGUGUAAAUAUGAGUGGAAGUGCUUCUAACAUCUUUGCUACAAUCAAACUACAUUUAGAUUAAUCAGUUACAUAGAACCCUUGUCUCUCUGAGGGAAUCCUUAACCGUUAUAUGUAGAACCCUAAAAUUAGGGUUUCCCUUUCAGCUGUCACAAGUAUUUGAAUAUAAAUUUUGUAUAUUUGAAUGAUAUUCACAUCACAUUAAAUUAAAUUCCACCUUCCCUGUAGUAUGUAAUAUAUUUAAAAUUUGCUUAAAAACACUUUAUAGUACCAGGACAUGAUCUUGCACUAAUACCGGAAUAAAUACUUAAAGGCAUGUACUAAUCACGAACUAAUGAAGAGUUAAACUUAACUAUGACAUGAGCCUUAUGAAUUCAUGUGUAAGUACAUGUUAGUACAUGUUUGUUAAUUAAUGCCUUCUAUAUUUGUAUACUUCUUUAACUUAUAAGAAAGAUCAUGAAUUAUGCAUGUAUCAUUUCAAAUUGUUUAGAUAAUUUUCUGAAAUUUAGCUGCAUAGAAAAACCAUUGGUUGGCAGAGGAUUACUUUCAUAAUUUACAUGGAUCCUCCUUAUUGAUCAAAAAAGAUACACCAAUAUUAAACACUGAAAAUUGAAUCUCAACUAAUUUUUACGUUGUUUCCCUUCCAUUUCUCUUCAAAUCACACCUGAUAGAUAUACUGGACCUGAUAUAUAUCUGAUAUAUGAUAUCUCAGUGGCUCAAGCCCAGGGUUUUGCUCCUUUAUAGCAGUGUCUGCUAAAUGAAGGAAUGCUGCAAUGGAUGGGCAAAUGGAUGGGCUGAGAUGAAAUUAUUGGUGUCAUUAUUUCAUCUUUCCCACAUGAACUCUUAAUCCUCACCAAGACGUUAAGGUUAGCUCUUCAUUAGUUUGUGAUUAGUACAUUUUUACCUAAGUAUUAAUUCAUGUGUUAGUGCAGGAUUAUUCAUGUACUGUUAUUUCUUUUCUUUGAGCUGGUUAAGUGUAAGAUUUACCUUACAAGCGUAUAAUUCAAAACUACAGGUUGAUUUUGAAAAAAACAACAACAAACAAACCAUUUUUUGAGAAAAAUUACAUAAAAGCAAAUCACAGAAAUGCAGGUGAAGCAUCCUACAUUCCCAAAGUGUAGUGGUCAAACUCAGCAUUUAGCCAAUCAUAUUUCCACCAAGACCAAGUACAUCUAACAAAUUCUUUAUAUUCUACAAUAAUAGCUGAAUGCCUGUUAAGCAGCUCAUUUUAGAAAUUGUAGAUGAGCAUAGACAAGACCAUUAGCUGCUUUGUUAAGCAUCAAGUGUUUAACAUCACUGUAGAAAAAUAACUAUUUUACUAGGAUGUAAAACCUUUCUCUUUAAUAAAACAUUUACUGUUCUCUGAAUGAUUUAUAUUUGGUCCAAUUUAUAUAAACUCAAU